Messenger RNA from Phascolarctos cinereus (koala), 4900 nucleotides. RefSeq names its product phosphodiesterase 1C (gene PDE1C). The record is from RefSeq and is a predicted model, not a curated record. Gene Ontology annotation, molecular function: 3',5'-cyclic-nucleotide phosphodiesterase activity. Gene Ontology annotation, biological process: signal transduction. NCBI's taxonomy places the organism in Eukaryota, Metazoa, Chordata, Mammalia, Diprotodontia, Phascolarctidae.
UCUAGGUGUGUGGGGUUGGGCUGGUGGCUGUGCUCCUGCUGCUGCUGAGGCUGCUGCUGCCGCCGCCGCCGCCUCUCCCAGAGCGGACGAUGCUCCAGGUCCGAGCUGCUGGCCAGCGCUGCCCCGGCCCGGCUUCCCUGCGCCGCUGAGCCCUGUCGGGGACCCGAGCCCUCGGGCCGCUGCAGCCGCUGCUCCCCGGAAAGGGCAGAGGGCGAGCCCGGACUGGCCGAGCCAUGACGGAGGCGAGCAGCAGGAAGGAAGGGUUCAAGAAGUGCCGGAGCGCUACUUUUAGCAUCGAUGGUUACAGCUUCACCAUUGUUGCAAAUGAGGCAGGAGAUAAGGCUGCCAGACCCCUCGCUCGCUUCUCUCGGUCCAAAUCACAGAACUUCUUGUGGAAUUCUCUUAUUGAUGGACUCACCGGGAACGUCAAGGAAAAGCCAAAGCCAACGAUCGUUCAUGAUCCUCGGGCACCAGAAGAAAUCUUAGCUGAUGAACUGCCCCAACUGGACAGCCCUGAGGCCUUAGUGAAGACAUCUUUCAGGUUGCGGUCUUUGGUAAAACAACUAGAAAGAGGAGAGGCUUCUGUAGUCGACCUCAAGAAAAAUUUGGAACAUGCAGCGUCGGUCCUUGAAUCUGUCUACAUCGAUGAAACAAGGCGACUCCUGGAUACAGAAGAUGAGCUCAGUGACAUCCAGUCAGAUGCCGUGCCCUCCGAGGUCCGGGACUGGCUGGCCUCCACCUUUACCAGGCAGAUGGGGAUGAUGCUGAGACGGAGCGAGGAGAAGCCCCGAUUCAAAAGCAUUGUUCACGCUGUUCAGGCUGGAAUCUUUGUGGAGAGAAUGUACAGACGGACAUCAAACAUGGUUGGAUUAAGCUACCCACCCGCUGUGAUUGAAGCAUUAAAGGAUGUGGACAAGUGGUCCUUUGAUGUCUUCACACUGAAUGAUGCCAGUGGAGAUCAUGCCUUGAAAUUCAUUUUCUAUGAAUUACUCACCCGCUAUGAUCUGAUCAGCCGCUUCAAGAUUCCCAUUUCUGCUCUUGUCUCAUUUGUGGAAGCACUGGAGGUGGGUUACAGCAAACACAAGAACCCCUACCACAACCUGAUGCACGCGGCGGAUGUCACUCAGACCGUCCACUACCUCCUCUACAAGACAGGGGUCGCGAACUGGCUGACGGAGCUGGAGAUCUUUGCUAUCAUCUUCUCGGCAGCCAUCCAUGAUUAUGAGCACACCGGAACCACCAACAACUUCCACAUUCAGACUCGCUCAGAUCCGGCCAUUCUGUACAAUGACCGGUCUGUCCUCGAGAAUCACCACAUCAGCGCAGCCUAUCGACUGCUCCAAGAAGAUGAGGAAAUGAAUAUUUUGUCCAACCUGUCGAAGGAUGACUGGAGGGAAUUCCGGACCUUGGUGAUUGAGAUGGUGAUGGCCACAGAUAUGUCCUGUCAUUUCCAACAGAUCAAGGCCAUGAAGACAGCAUUGCAACAACCAGAAGCAAUUGACAAGCCGAAAGCCUUAUCUUUGAUGCUGCACACAGCUGACAUCAGCCACCCAGCAAAAGCCUGGGACCUCCAUCAUCGCUGGACCAUGUCGCUGCUGGAAGAAUUCUUUAGACAGGGUGACAGGGAAGCUGAGCUCGGCCUUCCUUUCUCACCUCUGUGUGACCGCAAGUCGACCAUGGUGGCUCAGUCUCAAGUAGGUUUCAUUGACUUUAUUGUGGAGCCCACCUUCACUGUGUUGACCGACAUGACUGAAAAGAUUGUAUCUCCACUUAUUGAUGAACCCUCCCAACCUGGUGGGACUGGGCACAGGCGUUCAAGCUUGAAUAGCAUCAGCCCGUCAGAUGCGAAGCGAUCCAGCGUCCGGAGCACUGGGUCCGAAGGAAGUGCCUCGAUCAACAAUUCCGUCCUCACUGUGGACUAUAAGGGUUUUAAAGCCACUUGGACCGAGGUGGUGCACAUCAACCGGGAGAGAUGGAGGGCCAAAAUUCCAAAAGAAGAGAAAGCCAAGAGGGAAGCAGAGGAGAAAGCCAAGCAGGAGGCCGAGGAGAACAAAAAGCAGAUGGAAGCCAAAAGUCAGGCUGAAGAAGGUGCAUCAGGCAAGCCUGAGAAGAAAAAGUCUGGAGAAGGGAAGAGCCAAGCGCAUGGAGGGCGAGCCGACAAAAGUGAAACCCUUCCUGGGAAACCUCCUUCCAAAGCAGACAAAUCUGGAGACAAUAAACAGGCUCACGCGGGUGAUGAGAAGAACAAGACAGACAAGAAGGAUCAGUCCAACGUUGGCAACGAUUCCAAGAAAACAGAUGAUCCAGAAGAAUAACAGCACACACACACACAAACACAAAGAGCCUGCAAAUUUCUUUCAUCAUUUUAGCUGAGCUUCUUCCUCCUUCUCCCUUUUCUUCUGCAAAGACCAGUUUCUGUGGGGAGGCUUACAAGUUUCCAAAAACAACUCCCCCAACUUGGCUGCCUCUCCCACCUCCCCCCCACCUCUACCUUCUUUCAUGGGCUACUGCACAGGAGAUGACUCUUUGGGGCUUGGUUUGAAGUUUUACAUUGGGGAAAGGGGGCUUUCUACUGAAAAACCAACUUGAGAUUUACACAAACAUACAAAUCUGUAUGAGAGGCCUGCCUCAGACCCACUGUUAACGUCCUGGCUCCUAAGGCACUUGUCAGACAGGAUGGAGAUGGAGAAUGGAGACUUGGGGAGAAAGGCUUGGAAACCUACCCCAGCACCGCCAUCACCAGUGUUCCCAUUUGGAAAUAUGGUUUUUCCCUUUUUUUCCUUUUUUUUGGCUGCUGAUGUUGGAGACAGAUGUUGGUUUUGACUGAAGUUCAAAGGCUUUUCUUUACUUCUUCUAAUCUCCUCACUGGCUGGGUUUUUGCUGGAUCUGGAGAUAUCCUCUGUCCUCUUCUCACUUUAGGACGUACUAAACUACAGCUAUGGGCUUCUUCUCCAUUUUCUCUGAUGUGAUGGAUUUGUAAAUGGAUAUUUAUCCUACAGGAACAUUUUAUUCAAACCUCAUCUGACUUUUCUUUGUGCAUUUAUUAAAGUAAACCUAAAGAAAGGUGCCUAUUUUCCCUGCCAUAGGAUAAGAUACUGUGAGGAGUAUCCCUAUAGAUGUGGGCUGAUGAGGGGGGACCAGAACGUUUCCUCUAUGAAGUCUUCCAUCACUAGGGCUUUGUGUCUAAUGAGUUUCCACUGUGGGCUACCCAUGGCUGCCCUCUUGUCUCCUUCUCUGGUAAAUGCCAAGAGAUGAGGAGUGGGGAAUCAUACCAGUUAAUCCUUUUUUCAUCUCAAUGGGAUUUAUUUUUUCUUGGCCAGAUAGAAGCUUAUUGAUAGAGUUGAUAAAAGAAAAAAGACAGGUUCAGGCAAAGCCUGAAGAGAGAAUGAAAAGCAUUGAAUCUGACUUCUAGAAGAGAAUGAGGGACAGCCAAGGGGCAGCUGCUCAAUGUGCUUCAGUGGCUCCUCACAAUGUCAGGAGAAAGGAAGGAAGCCUUCCAAACCUCUGGGUGCCCCCAAUGUCUCCAUGGUGAACUUCCAGGAGGAGACAGAUGCAUUGCACAGGCAUCGAUGGGUUUCAAUCUGUACUGAUGGCAGUAAUACUCUCAUUGAUAAGAGAACCAAUCCACACUCUUGUUUUCCAGUAGAGCCUGAUUGCCCAGUUAAUAAAUCAAAAAGCACCUACUAUGGGGCCAGACACUCUAUCAGGCCUUAGUUCUACAAAGAAAAAAAAAGCAGUUUCUGACCUUGAGGAGUUUACACUCUAAUGAAGGAGACGGUAUGUAUAUAUACAGAACAGAAUGACACAGUGGUGGUUAGUUGGGUGCUGUGAUGUUGAGGUUUCUCUUAUGUAAAUCUCAAAGUCUAGUUUAGGGGCUCAUGAUGGCCUUUGGCCACAAGGAGAAUUCCCUCCAAAUCAAUGGGAUUAAAGAUAAUCUUCUUCUUCCCAUGAUAGACUGAACUUUACAAUUAAAAGGACAAAAUGGCUGUUUCCAUAUGGUAUCAAAAUAAUAAACCUUCCCUCUGAAAAGAGUUACACAAGAUUCUUUAUUUACUGAUUGACUAGUGGGAAGGAUGUGUGAAGGUGGUCUACAAGACUAUUUGCUCUAUUCAAUUUGUUCUAUUCACAUGCAGAAAAAUAUGAGACUCUGUUAUGUAGACAGAAGGCAUAUACUUAUUACUAUUUGACUCAAUUCAUCAAGCACUUAGUAAGCACCUGUUAUGUGUCAGGUGCUGGGACACACCAAUGGGAGCUACAGAGAUGAAAAGAAACAAGUCCCUGCCCUCUAUGAGCUUUCUAUCUAUUUAUAUUCAUAAUUAAGUUUAAUUUGGGUGAUUCCAUUGCUAUGUUUAAAUAGCUCUAUCUGCUUUUGGGGCAAUCCAUGUGUUCCUAGUAGAGGCCAUGGUCAUUGUAUAUCUUUGGAAGUUGUCUGUCUCUGUGAGUUCCUAGAAGUGAGCCCAACCUAGUGUGUGUCAACCUUUGGUCUCAUGAAGUGCAAUGGUGGCCUUGUUCCUUUCCAUAUCCUUGCACAGAGAGCCUUUCAAACCAACCAGCAUCAACUCUCCUGGGCUCUUAUUUUUAAAAGCAAGCAUCUGUUAUUUGUGAAACAAUAUUUGAGAAAACUGUAGGAAAUAUAGCCAUUUGCCCCCUAGAUUAUCAAUCACCCUACCAGGAGUAAGAAAGGUGAUGAUGCUUUUCAGCUAUUUUAGUCAUGCAGUGUUUCCGUUUGGGAAAAUGAAUGUGAAAGGAUAUCUAGCCUGCUGCUUGGACUAGGAAUCUCCCAAGGACAUCAAUGAGAAAAUAUGAAAAAAGUUAGUAUGACCUUUGUAUGUAUGUAUGUCUUUUACAUGUACUUUAGUGGGACUCUGCUAAAGAUGGAUUUUUAAAAAUCCUACUUCAU